Messenger RNA from Helobdella robusta, 936 nucleotides. RefSeq lists its product as hypothetical. The transcript is spliced from 9 exons. The record is from RefSeq and is a predicted model, not a curated record. The annotation marks the transcript as partial. NCBI's taxonomy places the organism in Eukaryota, Metazoa, Annelida, Clitellata, Rhynchobdellida, Glossiphoniidae.
CAUCAUCGUCAUCAUCAUCAUCAGUCUAAAUUAGCCAUGUUGGGCAGAACUAAGAAAUGGCUGAAAAUGUGCGAAAACUGGUCCGUGUAUUAUCCAAGCGAGAAGCUAUACAGGCGGGUUUACAAAGGUCUGCCACUACCUGUUCGCGGGAUCGUGUGGUCGAAAAUUUUGGGGACCCAAAAAUUGGUGACGGAUAAUCCCGGCGUGUAUGAGAAAAUGAAGAUGGCGGGCAGACAGUGGUGUCUAGACGUGCGACAGAUUGAUCUAGACGUCAACAGGACAUUCCGCAACCACAUCAUGUUCCGUAGGAGAUACGACGUCAAACAACAAGCACUAUUCAACAUACUUGUGGCGUAUGCCAUGUACAAUUCGGACGUUGGUUAUUGUCAGGGCAUGAGCCAGAUUGCUGCUCUGGUGCUUAUGUUUCUCAAUGAGGAAGAUGCAUUUUGGGCAUUAGCAUCCCUUAUAAAUGGUUCACGCUAUAAAAUGCAUGGUUUUUUCAUUCCGGGCUUUCCGAAAUUGUUACGAUACCAAGACCAUUACAAUCUCGUGUUAAAAAAACUUAUGCCAAAAGUCAAGAAGCAUUUGGAUAAACAUGAGAUGUUCCCUUCUCUUUAUACAUUGAAGUGGCUGAUGCAGUGCUUUCUGGACAGGAUACCGUUCUCACUUACCUUGAGAUUCUGGGAUAUUUUUGUGCUAGAAGGCGAAUCCGUUCUUAUCGCCAUGUGUAUCGUCGUUAUCAAAUUACAUAGAAGUCAGAUCGUGAAGAUGAACAUGGACGAGUUGAUGCAGUUCUUCAACGACGACCUCUGCAGGUCGUUCGCCGCCGACGAUGACGUAGCCGUGGCCUCCCUCAAGAACACCAUUGACGACUUGCGGCGAUUGAAGCUCCACCUACCGCCCACCACCCCCGAGAGUGAACUUCUUGAAAGACCG